Molecule: messenger RNA, 1270 nt
Organism: Phycodurus eques (leafy seadragon)
Lineage: Eukaryota; Metazoa; Chordata; Actinopteri; Syngnathiformes; Syngnathidae
Product: akirin-2-like
Exons: 6
Coding region: 180-722 (180 amino acids)
Biological process (GO): positive regulation of transcription by RNA polymerase II; positive regulation of innate immune response
Cellular component (GO): nucleus; chromatin
Molecular function (GO): transcription coregulator activity
Source: RefSeq, a predicted model, not a curated record
CUGUGACGCCACCAGCCGAAGUGGGGAGCCGAGUCGCGUCUGCUAAAGCUAGCUCCGUCCGCUAUCUUCAACGGCAGUCAGCCCGCUGCUGGCUGCAAGCUUCAACUUUUUUUUUCUUCAGGAAAACAACUUUUGGACGACACUUCAAUUACGAUACAAGACACCCUCCUUUAAAAGCAAUGGCGUGCGGAGCUACCCUGAAGAGAACCAUGGAUUUCGAUCCGCUCCUGAGUCCCGCUUCCCCCAAAAGACGAAGGUGCAUGCCCGUGUCUCCGUCGUCCUCGUCCCCCAGGAAGUAUCUGAGCAUGGAGCCUUCGCCAUUCGGGGAGUCAUCCUCUAGACUGAGCGCAGAACAAAUACUUCACAGCAUUAAGCAAGAGUACAAACGCAUACAAAAGAGGAAGCAUCUAGAGGCUGGAGGCUACCAACCGCCAGAGUGCUGCUGCUCUCCAGAAUCUCCUCCAUCCCAGUCCCAGUCCACCAUGUCAGCGACGCCUUCUGGAGCCGUUUCCCCGUCGAGGAAGGAGCAGCCACUAUUUACCCUCAAACAAGUUGGGAUGAUCUGUGAACGCCUGCUGAAAGAAAGGGAAGAGAAGGUGCGAGAGGAGUACGAGGAGACCCUGACAUCCAAACUGGCAGAACAAUAUGACACUUUUGUGAAGUUCACACACGACCAGCUAAUGCGACGAUUCGGUGAACAACCUGCGAGCUAUGUUUCCUGAGCGCACAGGACAGCUGCCUCUCGCUGCAUACAGAUUGUGUGACACCUCCGGGAAGGACAAAAAAAACAAAACAAAAAAAAAACAUCGUUGUUACGAGAUUCAGUUUAGUUUAAAUGAAACUUUUUCUUACUGUGCCAUAUUUCUGUGGUUGGGCAAAUGGUUGUAAACAACCCGGUGCUUCCCGAUGUAAGCGGACCCCUUCUUAUCCCCACUCCCCUUCUUCCCACCUGGGUGAUUGGGCCAAGCUGUGCGCGUGCUGACAGUUGUCACACAUUUUGUGAUAAUUAUCAGCAUUCCCGGCCUGUUCACGCUUCAGUUUGUUACAUGUAAAUAUGUUGGAGCAGCGUUGAGUUUGCUGUCAAACAGAGGAAGCUUGCAGUCGCUCCUGUUUGUUCCUUUUUAUAAUUAAGCACUAAGUAGGUCAAAUAGAUUUUUUUUCUUCCCUUCCUUCCCUGACCAAGCAUUUUAUUUAUUUUCAUUUGUUUUACUGAUAUAACUUUGAACCCAUUGUACUUAAUCAGAAAAACAAUAAAGGACUUAAAGUUAAA